Eurytemora carolleeae is the source of this 2732-nucleotide messenger RNA. It is a transcript of the gene by, whose product is annotated as tensin-4. Gene Ontology annotation, molecular function: protein binding. Lineage: Eukaryota; Metazoa; Arthropoda; Copepoda; Calanoida; Temoridae. The record is from RefSeq and is a predicted model, not a curated record.
CAAAAUCCUUCCAGACCGUCCUCACGUGCUCCUUCACGAUGUUCUUCAAGAGAUGGGUUGGACGGAGGGCGGGGGCGUGGUUUGGAGAGUCCCUCCUUACUCAGAAGGAUGAUGGGCGGGCCCAUGGACUCAGACACGCCUCCCUCCAGCCCCCUGCCACCACGCCUUCAAUCUGUAUCUCCUGCUCCGUCUAGUAGAGACGGAGAGACUAACCCCUGGACGAAUUGGAUCUAUCAAUCAACGAAAUUCGUCCAACCCCAAACCUUUCAAUCCGUUCACAACACGGAGAAUAUAUAUUCCAAGAUCGGAGCAGGACGAACACAGUCUCUAGAUAGAUCAGGGUUACAGGAGAGAAGGACUCCGGAGAGAACCGUCCUGUCUGUACGGAAUCUAACCCCGGAGUCCCGGAACCGAACCCCGGAGCGAAUUAUCCCGAUCCAAAGUGUUAAUGGUAGGAUUAGAACUCAAUCUCUGGGUAGAGGAGAAGGAUUGAUGGAUGAGAUUGGUACUCGUGAAACUAUCCAUAUACAAACCAGGGAUAGAUCAGGAUCCGAUACUCAUAGUCAAGGUCAGACAAAUGGAAUUAUAAAUGGUAUGUCUCAAAAUGGUGGCUCUCAAUUCAAGACUGAGCGAAGUAUGAACGCUAGUAUACACAUGAAUGGGAUGAAAGGAAUGGCGGAUGAGAAUAUGAGACGAGGGUUGGAUGACCUGGAGGAUGGGUUGGAUGGGCUGAGGGAUGAACGGAGUAGGUCAGAAGAAGAUAGAGAAACAUGGUUGCAAAAACAACAAAGGAAGUUGCAAGAGAGAAGAUUAGUUCCGCCUGGUCACCAGUUCUCAAACCAACCUGGAGUAAACCCAACCCGUUCUAGCUCAACAAACCAACCUGGAGCUCAUCCUUCAAACCCUGUCAUUCAGGAAUUGAAAACCAGUUUGUACCGAGCUAGAAGUGGGUAUACAGAGACUACUGAUGGAUAUGUUAGUGAUGGAAACUCAGUAUUUAUGUCUGAAACAUCAAGAGAAUCAAGUCCCUCGAAACAAACCUACCAUGUUCCUCAAAGACUCGAAGCUGGAUCUUCGAAUUCAUUAAACAUUUCGAACUUAUCUCACAAUAGCUCACUCAGCUCGAACAUGUUCAAUAGUUCUAGUGUUCAUAGUUUAACUAUGAACAAUGCGUCGCUUAAUAAUUCGAGUUAUUCAACAAUAAACAGUAAACCAGUGAAUAAAUUCAAUAAUCAUGAUAUUUCGAAAGUAUCGAAAAAUUUUCAAACUGAUGAACAUGAAAACAUUAAUUCCUCUAUAUAUUCGAGUGUCAACAAAAAGAAUUCCUAUACAACACCAUCAGAUUUUUUUUUCAGGAAUGGAUAUUUCAAUCAACCUGGCAGCAGUAGCAGUAGCAGACCUGUAACACCAGGAUUUCCUAUUAUCUCAUCUACUCCAUAUUUUAAUCAGACAGCGAAUACCCUGCCUCCUAGAAUACCAGGUUCCCGUGGGGGAAGUAGGAUAGAUCUAACAAGUAGAGCACCUUCUCCAGUAGGUUCGGUUUAUCAAGGAGAAGGUUUAGUUGGAUCCCGGAGAGGAUCGGUUAGCUCUGAAGCUAGACGAGGUUCAGUUAGCUCCGAGCCUAGUGAUAUUCCUCCCUCUCAUGUCAAGAUAGUCAAGGAUAAUUACAAGUUCUGGUACAAGAAGAAUAUUACUCGUGAAGAAGCAAUUUCUUUACUUCAAGACCAACAACCAGGAACGUUUCUGGUACGUGAUUCUAACAGUUUUCCUGGUGCUUUUGGUUUAGCGUUAAAGGUGUCUAGUAUUCCUCCAACCAAGGAGGUAUCUAAUGAGCUUGUUCGUCACUUCCUGAUCGAACCAACAGAGAAGGGAGUGAAAUUGAAGGGAUAUAGCAAUGAACCAGUGUUUGCAAGUUUAUCAGCUCUCAUUUAUCAACACACCAUCACAGCACUAGCCUUGCCCUGCAGGCUGGUCAUUCCGCUAGAGGACCUAGGAGGGAAUCAAGUAGAGACUAAUCACCCUGAGCUUGUCCAGCUGCUCCAGUAUGGAGCUGCGUGCAACGUUUUCUACCUGUUUUCUCAGGAUACUGAUCAGCUGACAGGACCACAGGCGGUUCGGAAGACAGUUUCUCAACUUAUCCUUACGCGACCACUUCCUUCUCCAACUACUGUCCACUUUAAAGUGUCAGGACAAGGUAUUACUCUAACAGAUCAAAGCAGAAAACUUUUUUUUCGGAAGCACUAUUCUGUUGCUCAGAUCUCCCACUGUGGAGUGGAUCCAGAGGACCGGCGCUGGACUUUAAAGAACACGGACGGCACGGACCGCUCCAUGCGGCUUUUUGCUUUUGUGGCGCGAAAACAGUCGUCUUCGCCAUGCAACCAAUGCCACGUAUUUGCUGAACUUGAUCCGGAGCAGCCAGCCCGCGCCAUUGUUAAUUUUGUCAAUAAACUCAUGCUUUCAGGGCAAACCCCACUUUCUAACUCCAGACCCGCGGACAUGGUUUGAAUGUUAUAAAAGUCGUCUUCAUCUGAAGGAACUUUGAAACAAAUCUACUAAAACUUAACCAGAGCUGGAGACUUUCAAAUCAACGGAGUGAGUUUACCUCAAUUCUCCCUUUUUGGAAAUAUUAGAAGAUGUCUGAUUGGUCAAAUCCAAAGUUUUGAUCAAUGGAUAUGUCAAUUUCUUAAAAUAAGAAACUGAGUUAGACUUAUAAUUUUAAAAGUUCCCAUAAA